UACUACGACGUAGUAGUUAUUUGCAUUAUUGCAUUUGUUAUCUGCAAAAUUAUAAGUAUUUGAACUAUCUUGCAGUGUUGCACAUUAUAAAACAUUUGCAUACGUCUGCAAUUAAACUUAUUUUUUUCUAAACAUCUUCAUAUUUAAGAGCAAAAUGGUGACUGGGGGUAUGUCAUGUGUAAAAUAUCUGAUUUUCUGUUUUAAUCUUCUCUUUGCCCUCUCUGGUAUUGCGAUAUUGACCGUGGGAAUUAUUAUUCAAGGAAUCCAUGCUCAGUAUUCAAAUUUUUUGUACUCAAGCUAUGAAUCUAUUCCUCUAUUAUUAAUAAUCGUUGGAUUAGUGAUCUUUAUCGUAGCAUUCUUUGGAUGUUGUGGUGCUGUUAAAGAAAAUCAUUGCAUGAUCAUAACGUUUUCAGUGUUGCUUUUCGUUAUAUUGAUCCUUGAAAUAUCCGCUGGAAUUGUUGGAUAUGCUAAGAGAAGCGAGGUGGAACAAAUGCUCGAAAACAAAUUGAAUAGUACAAUGUUCGAAUAUUAUACCAAUCCUGACGUAAAAAAUACCUGGGAUAUUGCUCAGCAUGAGCUGGAAUGUUGCGGAAUGCGAGGCCCAAAUGAUUGGUACAGAGUAACGAAAAAUGAUUCGCUUCCCCACACCUGCUGUCCAGAUACUCAAAAUGAUGGUUCCUGCAAUAUUAAAUCUGCGAAUAAGUACAAGUCGUCCUGUUUUGAAAAAUUAGAAGCAGUGUUCGUUCAAUACGGAUCCAUUAUGGGAGGCAUUGGUAUCGGAAUUGCAAUAUCGCAGCUUAUCGGAGCAAUAUUUGCCUGUUGUCUGGCUCGUUCCAUUCGUAAGGAAUACGAAACUGUUUAAUCCACAUAAUCUGUUUGUGCACUGAAUUAUACAUAAUGUACCUUUUAGCAAAUAUUUAUAUGUUCUUUCUGCUGAUAUUUAUUUCGUAUUUAAAUGUUACGGUAAUUUUUUAUAUUAUCGCAAACUAAAAAGCGAAAAAAGGAAUCUCAUUUUUUUUUUAAAUUUCUCGUAAUUGUGUUCACUUAUUCAGACUGAGUUUUUGUUUGUUACGAAGCGAUUAUGUAAAGAAAUUAUGUUUACAUUUUAACUUUUUUUUUAAUAA
Molecule: messenger RNA, 1124 nt
Organism: Anoplophora glabripennis (Asian longhorned beetle)
Lineage: Eukaryota; Metazoa; Arthropoda; Insecta; Coleoptera; Cerambycidae
Product: CD63 antigen-like
Exons: 6
Coding region: 155-862 (235 amino acids)
Cellular component (GO): membrane
Source: RefSeq, a predicted model, not a curated record